GAUGCACUGGACCUUUAAGCGACAAACACGUGGCACUAUCAUACUUCCGUCCAAACCGAAAACAAACCAAGCGAAGCGUUUUUGAACGCUACGCCUCGAGAUGCGCUCUUCACCGAAACGUGACGGGAAGUCGCGGUGCUAAUAAGUGGCCGAACGAGGUCGUCGUUUCAAACCGCGUCUUGUGCGAUCGCGUAUGCUUCUCCCGGAAAAAAUGGAGGCUGGCACGCUGGUAUCUGACAUCGAAGAUGUCUCUGUGCUCUUCGGACAGCAACAACAUUCCAGCAAAUGUCAAGAGCUCAGCGGCUUGUUUUCCUUCGUGAGGAGAGUGCGAGGCGAUGGAAAUUGUUUCUACAGAGCCUUUUGUUUUGCCUAUUUGGAAUCAAUCCUGCACAACGUCAAGGCUUUGCAAAGGUUCAAGGAGAAAAUCAUCACGACCAGCGAACACCUCUCCUCCGCAGGAUUUGAUCAGAGUUCCUUCCAGCUUCACCUGAACACAAUCCUCAAUGUCAUUGAGCAUUGCGAGGGCAGCAAGCGGGAGGAUAUCCUGCUGAGGUUCUUCAAUGAUCACGUGACCUCGGACAGCGUGGUGCAGUACCUGCGCCUGCUCACAUCCGCGCACCUGCAGAACCACGCCGACGACUUCUGCAACUUUGUGGAAGCGCCCAGUCUGCAGGUCUACUGUCAUCAAGAAGUAGAAGCCAUGGGGAUGGAGUGUGACCAUGUGGACAUCCUGGCUCUGACUCAGGCACUGGAUAUCUGUAUCCACAUUGUGUCAAUGGGCGGCGAAGACGAGCAGUUGGUGCACCACGUUAUCCCUGAUGGGGCCGAGCCCGCCAUGCACCUCCUCCACCACGUAUCACACUUUAGCAUUCUGGGCCCACGACCCCCACUCUUGAAUGUUCCCUCGCAGCAGUCACAGACACGAUCGACUGGGAUCGCGUUUCAUUCUGAAAGCACGUUUUAGGACAGGGUGCGACUUCUCUUCUUCACACGUGUGAUUGUACACUGUCAAAUGUUUUAAAAUGCACUCUCAACUGUAAUAGACAUUUUCAUUCAAGGGGAAGUCAGCCCCAAAAUUGUCUUUACAAUAUGUUCUAUGUGACCCCAUCGCAUAAAUGUGGCAUUCUGAUGAAUUGCGUUUGUGAAAUGAGUCAAGCAGCAAAAUCCACCCGUUUUUGUCCCAUUUCAGGGGCCAUUUUGCCAGUUGCUGUCAAAUGAAAAUGACAAAUUUGCUCAGGGCUCAGGUAAUGAUCAAUCAUGGCUCAGUUCAGAAAACGGGUGCUCUGUGAGCAACUGUGUUGUCAUUUUCACUCGACAGAAGGUGGCAAAAUGGCCACCACCCUGAGAUGGGUAAAAACGGAUGAACUUUGCUAAACUCGUAUUCCCCAAAAGCAAUAUUGAUAAUACAAUGUUUGGACUAGUGGAGGCGCAUAGAACAUAUGACGGUAAGGAAAAUUUUGGGGUUGACUUCCCCUUUAAAGGACAACAGUUGUGGAUCUUGGCGUUUUCACAAAUACUAAGGCAUGGAAGAAAAAAAAAUGACAUCGGCAUUGCCAGAAGAUCAUGUUCCGUUAGCUAAUGGUCCAAUCUGAUUUCAGAUAUCAUCACCCUUUCUUAUACCAUCUUGGGGAUGCAAUGCUAUGAUGUGCCCUCAUGUUUUACUAAUGUGAGUCUCUUUAUUUCCUCCUACUCACAUGUAAUUAGUGGAACACUUUGAGUCAUUAAAAUAGCAGUUUUUAAUGAGGCAAAA
Messenger RNA from Hippocampus comes (tiger tail seahorse), 1750 nucleotides. RefSeq names its product ubiquitin thioesterase OTUB2. The coding region runs from base 194 to 964 and encodes 256 amino acids. Gene Ontology annotation, molecular function: cysteine-type deubiquitinase activity; ubiquitin binding. Gene Ontology annotation, cellular component: nucleus. Gene Ontology annotation, biological process: protein K48-linked deubiquitination; negative regulation of double-strand break repair. The transcript has 5 exons. Lineage: Eukaryota; Metazoa; Chordata; Actinopteri; Syngnathiformes; Syngnathidae. The record is from RefSeq and is a predicted model, not a curated record.